GUAGAAGAUGAGUUUUACAACCUACCAUUUAGCAAAGAUAAUGGAGAACUUCGGAUCAAUCAAGAAGGGAAUAAUAUUAUUGUUCAGUGCUCUGAAGGUUUCAAAGUCAUUUAUGACACUGCCAACUAUGUCGAAGUUUUUGUGCCUAGGCCUUACCAAGAGCAGACAACUGGGCUUGGUGGCAAUUUCAACAAUAACUUGGAGGAUGAUUUCAUGCUGCCUGAUGGAACUUUCACCCCAAAUGUAGAUGACUUUGGAAUCUCAUGGGAAGUGCCCACAACUGGGAGCAUUUGCUCUAAGAACUGUGUGCACCAGCUCCCUGCUUAUGACGAGGCCCAAGCAUCACAAUAUAAAGAUGACAGACACUGUGGACUCCUUACACUUGAGGCAGGCCCAUUUAAAGACUGUCAUUCCUUUGUGAGCCCUGCAGACUUCUUUGACAACUGCCUGUACGACAUGCAGGUUGUCGGCGAGGGAUCUCUCUGUCAAAACCUUCAAGCUUACACAGCUAAAUGUCAAGCAGCUGGAGCUGAAAUUGGUGACUGGAGAACAGCUGUCUCUUGUCCUCUUUUCUGUCCAGAUAAUAGCCACUAUGAGACAUGCGUUAGAGCUUGUGAUUCCAGCUGUGCCAGUUUCUCUACAGUGCAAUGCACUAGGAAUUGUUUUGAAGGUUGCCGAUGUAAUGAUGGCUACUUGUUUGAUGGGAAUACAUGUGUACUUCUGGAAAAGUGUGGCUGUACACAUAAUGAACUCUACUUGAAGGUAAGCUGGGGCAGCCCAGUUAAUUCAUUGUGA
Molecule: messenger RNA, 795 nt
Organism: Notechis scutatus (mainland tiger snake)
Lineage: Eukaryota; Metazoa; Chordata; Lepidosauria; Squamata; Elapidae
Source: RefSeq, a predicted model, not a curated record